AUAAAAACAGCAGAGCACUAGUUGACUUAAUAUUUUUGCAGUACAUCCUUAAAAACAGCAAAGUCGUCCUAUCAUAAAAUGGAUCUUUGACUGGCUUUCUUGAUUGUUUUUUUUCCAAUAGGUCCUUGAAGCUCCUGUCACAUAUAGGAUCUUUGAUGUGUUUUGGCAGUAGGUUUUUUAAUAAAACAGCAGAGCACUCAUGUCAAAUACAAAAUCUUUGACAAGCGUUAUUGCAGUAGGGCCUAAAAAACAGUGUGAAUGGUUUGUUUGUCUAUAUGUGCCCUGCGAUUGGCUGGCAACCAGUCCAGGGUGUACCCCGCCUCUCGCCCAAAGUCAGCUGGGAUAGGCUCCAGCACAUCCCCGUGACCCUAGUGAGGAUAAGCAGCAUAGAAAAUGGAUGGAGGGACUAGUUAUUGCAGUAUUGUAGAUCCUUAAAAACAGCAGGGCACUCUUCUGUCAUCUAGAGAAUCUUUGGCCAGUGUUUUGGCAGUAGGUCCUGAACAGCGGAGCGCUCCUGUCACAUAGAGAAUCUUUGGCUAAUCAUUGUGCAGCAGGUCCUUAAAAACAGCAGAGUUAUUAAGGGUUCUUCAUUUGUGUUUGGGAACAGGUAAUCCAGCAGCGUGCUCCUGUUUUGUAGAGGAUCUUUGACUGACUAAACACAUUGCUUUUAAAUUAUUAAAAAAAAUAUAUGUUAUGUAUUUUAAUUUAUGACUUAAUUUUUAAGUCCUUGGAGCCACAGGUGGGUUUGUCAAGCCCAGAGAGAGCUGUGGAUGGAUGUGUUUCACUUUCGAUUUGAGACGCCUUUUGUACGUAUAAUAAAGUCAUCAUGUACACCUACCAAACAACACAAACACAGUCUCAAUAGAAAAGCCCCGUGUUUUUUCUUUUUCUUUUUUUGGUAUUGUGAAUAGUGUACGUACGUGCGCGUGCUCUGCCGUUUACGUCACUUCCGGUUUUUGUUUCAGGAAGUAGACCGCUGUCGAAGUGGGCCGCAAUGGGGUAAACUGGUAGCUUUUUAAGAAGUUUGACUUGUAUUUUCAUAACAACAACUGUUAAACGGGUCUGGCAUCAUGCCUGUUAGGGGGAGCUCAAAGAGACGUUCCAAGGCAAGGUCCUCUCCAGGGCCUCUGGAGCCCCCUCAGCAUCCCGGCAUCCAUGUGUACCUCUUCUGGAGCCCAGAUGGAGAGCGUUAUUUGUCCCAUGUGGUGUCAGAAAAGGUCACGGCGGAGGAGCUGUGCAUUUUGUCUGCGGAGGCCAUCGGCAUACCUCCUCUUUCCCAUGUGUUGUUUGCACUGUGUGAGCCACUGUCACGCUGCUGGUACAGUCCUAAUCAUCUUUUCAACCCAGAGGGGGAUUGUCGUCUGGUGCUUCACUACAGAAUGAGGUUUUACUUUCGGAAUUGGCACGGACUUAACGACAGGGAGCCACUUGUGACUCGUUUUGCUGUGGGUGGCGGCGAUGCACCACUGCUUGAUAUCAAAUCAUUGGAGUAUUUAUUUGCCCAGGCUAAAUAUGACUUUGUCAAUGAAGCAAUUGAAAUGGAAAAGGAGGAGCUGAGUCGCUUCCAUAAUGAGAGCCUGGGGAUGGCCGUGCUGCACCUCACCCACCUGGCGCUGCAGACUGGCCGCAACCUGCAACGCGUGGCAAAAAAGACCAGCUUUAAAACCUGCAUACCAAAGUCUUUCGCAAAGCACAUCUCUGAAGACAAAAUGCUGACAAAAAUUCGGAUCCGGCGGACGUUUGAGAGAUUCGUACGGACCUACCAGCGCAACACGGAGGCCAGGCAGCUGGAUGUCAAGAGAAUCAUGUGCAAAUACCUCUGCACUCUUGAGUACUUGGCACCGCAAUUCGGCACUGAGACUUUCUCGCCGUGUCUGCUGAGGCUCAGUCAGGACGACCACACAAGUCAAGCUGACGAAGCUGCGGACGCAGCGGCGUGGGAAAUAAUGGUGUCUGCCGCCGAGGGGAUCCAGUGGAGGGCGACGACAAGUGCUCCGAAGGCUGACGGCAGUUUAAGCAACAGCGGCGGGACCUCUGGGAGGAAAGCCACGCGACGGCUCAGCCAGCUGAGUGUGACCACCCCCAUCAAGUGGACCCGCUUCUGUGAUUUCCCUGACAUCAUUCACAUCGCCAUCAGUGAGGCUAACGUGUGCAUUAGCACUCAGGACAAUAAGCGUAUGGAGGUUGAGAUGAGCUCCAGCCAGGAGGCCCGCUCCUUCAUCUCACUGCUAGAUGGAUACUACCGGCUGACUGCGGACGCCCACCACUAUCUUUGUCAUGAAGUGGCGCCCCCCAGGGUGCUGCUGAGUGAAGCUAAUGGACUGCACGGACCGAUGUAUGAUGACUUUGUGCGACUCAAGUUGAGAAAGGAGGCAGCAGACGAAGGAGCUUUCCUUGUGCGCUGGAGCUUCCACUUCUAUCACAGAAUUAUCCUGGCUGUGCUCGACAAAAACCAGAACGGAUCCAAGCCAAGCCACACACAGUUCUGUAUCCAGCAUAACGCUUCCGUCUUCUCCCUGGAUGGUUGGGACCAGGAAUUCUCCAGUGUGAAGGAGCUCACAGACACCCUGAAGAACUACAUACUGAACUGUGACACUGAGAGCUACACUGUUAAAAAAUGUUGCCUGCCCCGCCAAGGAGAGCUGUCCAACCUUCUGGUGAAGAGGCACGGUGUGGAUCACUGUCCAGAGGGGCACGCUUCGUCCCCAAACACGUUAGAGCUGUGCUUCCAGAUCAAGUACAAGGACAUCAAACAAGGACAGCAUUUGGGUUAUGGGACCAGAACUAACAUCUACUCAGGACAUCUGCGAGUUGGGGGAGGAGACGAGGAGGAGGAGGAGGAGGAGAUAAGUGGUGAUCGACGGCAGACGGUCCAAGUGGUACUGAAGGUUUUGGAACAAAGCCCUGAAGAUGUCAGAUUCGCUUUCUUUGAAACGGCCAGCUUCAUGAGCCAAAUGUCUCACUGUCACCUGGUUGGAAUCUACGGCUUGUCUGUCAACGGAUCUGAAAACAUCAUGGUGGAGGAGUUUGUAGAAUUUGGGCCCUUGGAUGUUUUCCUCCGUAAAGAAAAAGCCAAAGUGACUCCCCGGUGGAAAUUUAUUGCAGCACGACAGCUUGCCAGUGCCCUGAAUUACCUUGCGUCUAAAGGUUGUGUUCACGGGAACGUUUGUGCCCGGAAUAUCCUGGUGGCAAGACGAGGUCUGGAGCAAGGUACAACUCCUCUUGUCAAGUUGAGUGACCCAGGAAUUGCCCUCAAUUUGCUUUCCCAAAAAGAGCGACGUGAGCGGAUUCCCUGGAUCGCUCCUGAGUGCGUUCGCGACGACGCGCCUGUCAGCCUGGGUGCCGACCAGUGGGGCUUCGGCAUGACGAUGCUGGAAAUCUGCAACAACGGCGAUCUUCCCAUCACCGAUGACGCGUUGUGUCAGGAAGACUUUUUUAAGCAGAGGGGAUGGUUGUUACCGUCCUCCCAGGAGCUGGCCAACUUCAUCAGCAAAUGUCUCACCCACGAGCCCUCAGACAGGCCUUCCUUCUGCUCUCUGCUCAGAGACCUCAUCGAAAUCAUGAACAAAAAUCCCGAUAUAUCACUCAGUGAUACCCUCCCUAAGACUCAAGCCACCGUCUUCCACAAACGCUUCCUGAAAUUCAAAGGAGAGUUAGGAAAGGGUAAUUUUGGAAAGGUGGCUCUGUACAUGUACGACCCAGCCAACGACGGGACGGGAGAGCUGUUGGCCAUCAAGGCUUUAAAGCAAGAGAACGGUCACCUGUCCAAAUGUUGGCUGAAGGAGAUCGACAUCCUGAAGUCACUCGAUCACAGCCAUAUUGUCAAGUACAAAGGACGCACUGAAAUAGGAGGGCAAGUGGUGCAGUUAAUAAUGGAGUACCUUCCUCUGGGGAGCCUGGAAAAGUUCCUUCAAAAGGGUGAACACAGUACUUCCCAGUGCCUGCUGUUUGCUCAGCAAAUCUGCCAGGGGAUGGAGUACUUGCACUCACAGCGAUACAUCCAUCGGGACCUCGCCGCCCGGAAUGUUUUGGUGAAAAACAACAGUUUGGUAAAGAUCGGCGACUUUGGCCUCUCCAAGCACAUCCCUGAGGACGACACAUACUACCGUGUGCGUGAGGAUGGUGACAGUCCUGUGUUCUGGUAUGCGCUCGAGUGCCUGAAAGAGAGCAUAUUUUCCUUCUCCUCCGACAUUUGGUCCUUUGGCGUAACGCUCUAUGAGAUCCUGACCCGCUGCAACCUGAGCCAAAGCCCCCCAGCGAAAUUUCGGAAGAUGUCCGGGCUGGCCCGUGAACAGAUGACAGUGAUGGUGCUCAUAAGUCUGUUAGAGCAACGGCUACGGUUGCCUUGUCCCAAAGAUUGCCCGUCUGAGCUGAGGAUGUUAAUGGAGCAGUGUUGGGAUGAAGAACCUGCACGACGGCCGUCGUUCAAAUCCCUCAUUGAGAGCCUGGAGGUGAUCCGUGGACAGCCAAAUGGUAGCUUUUUCUUCGGCUCCCAUUUGGAGUGACAAUCUUCUCUUUUGAAUAUCCUCAGAAACAUUUAAUAAGGGAAGCACUGUGACAUUAUCACGUCCGCCUCACAGUCUCCAAUGGAACAUCUCUGUGUGAAGUUUGCGUGUUAUCCCCGUGCUUGCAUGGGUUUUUUUUUUGCAUACGGAGAUAAUUGGAGACUAAAUUGCUCAUCGGCGUGUAUGUGAGUGUGAAUGGUUGUUUUUCUGUCUGUGCCCUGUGGUUGACUGGCGGCCAGUCCAGGGUGUAUCUCUUCCUCUCACCUCAAAGCCAGUUCAUCUCACCUCAACUUCGACCCUAAGGAGGACAACGCUAUAGAAAAUGGAUGUGUUUUAGUAACAGCAUGCCAAAUCACAUUCUUUUGGCAAACAUGUCCGCUUCUUAAUUAAUUAUGAUUAUGUCAUAUGUGUUUAAUAAGCCCAAAUCAUGGUGUUUUUUAUGUACUCAACUUUUGCGUUAAGAAUCAUGGGGAAGUGUCAGUUGGAAGUAUGAAGAGUGUUUACAUUACACCCGUUAGGUUGUUUUAUGUUGUACAUUUUUAAGUGUUGAUUUGAUUUUGUAUAAAACAAAUUAAUU
Molecule: messenger RNA, 5082 nt
Organism: Dunckerocampus dactyliophorus (ringed pipefish)
Lineage: Eukaryota; Metazoa; Chordata; Actinopteri; Syngnathiformes; Syngnathidae
Gene: tyk2
Product: tyrosine kinase 2
Exons: 24
Coding region: 1071-4505 (1144 amino acids)
Biological process (GO): cell differentiation; intracellular signal transduction; cytokine-mediated signaling pathway
Cellular component (GO): cytoskeleton; membrane; cytosol
Molecular function (GO): non-membrane spanning protein tyrosine kinase activity; cytokine receptor binding; ATP binding
Source: RefSeq, a predicted model, not a curated record